GACGAAAAAGAAAAGAAACAAAAAAUUCUGGAAACUAAACAGAACCAAGAAAUCAAAACAAAAACAGAAAAAAGAACCAAGAUUGAUAUUGGGUAAUCUCUCUGAGAAAAAAAGGUGAACAUAAAUCAGCGAUGACAGAAGAUAGUGGCGCUAGGGUUCCCUCGGAUGUGCCCAAUGAUGCCUUACAAACAAGGCAAAGGAAGAAAAGAAAGUGGGAUCAACCUGCAGCAGCUUUGGUUUCAGCUGGUUUAGCAGUGCCUGGGGCUUUCCCAUUGGGAAAUGUGGGAUUGCUUGAUGGGAUUACAGUUCCUGGCGUAACUCCAGUGACUGGUGCUCAUCUGAUGAAUCCACUUGAGGCUAGUCGUCCUACCAUCCCUCAGGUGUAUCAGGUACCUCUGAUACCGCAACAGACUGCCACGGUCAUCCAAAAAUUAAUUCAACCAAAGAUCCAAGAUGAGUUAAUAGCACGAGAAAUUGUUAUCAACGAUGCAGAGUCUCUUGUUCGUUAUAAGCUGACAAAACGCCAAACACAGGAGGAGAUCCAAAGAUGCACUGGUGCUGUGGUGAUAACAAGGGGCAAGUAUCGUCCACCAAAUGCAUCAACUGAUGGUGAAAAGCCAUUAUAUCUUCAUAUUUCUGCAGGGGCUAAUUUAAAAGAGACAGCAGAAAGGAUUUUAGCAGUUGACCGGGCUGCUGCCAUGGUUGAAGAAAUGCUGAAACAGGGUCAGAAUCCGACUAUGAGCAACGGAUUGACGGCACCAAACACUUGUGUUUAUUUGGGCUUUGACGCAGAUCCGUCAUGGAGCAUUGCUGCUCGUAUACGUGGGCCAAAUGACCAGUAUAUAAAUCACAUUAUGAAUGAAACAGGAGCAACUGUGUCACUCAGAGGGCGUGGUUCAGGAAAUCUUGAGAGUGUAAAUGGCGAAGAAGGACAGCUACCAUUGCAUUUAUUCUUGUCAAGUAAUAAUUCAAAAAGUCUUGAAGAUGCUAAACUUCUGGCUGAAAAUCUUUUGGAUACAAUCAGUGUAGAGUGUGGUGUCUCCAGGGUUUCAUCAUCUAAGGUUUAUAGUGCUGUUCCACCCCCACAGCAGGUAUAUAGUGCUGUUCCACCACCGCAUCAGUUGUUGGCUGGAGUUCAGAGUUCAGGAAAUGAGGUAAAAACAAUUACAAGUUUGUCGCCUCCAACUGUGGGUGCUACACCAGCUCCGGCAGUUUCCUCUGUUGGAACCCCUGUGGGCGCUACUGUCUUUUCUCAAGGGGCAAUAUCUCAACCUGGAGGGUUGUUAAACUCUGUGCAAUCUCACGCAAACAUUGGUGGUUAUCCCCAACCUCUACCUCUAUUAUCUAAUGGAACAAGCUACAAUGGAUACGGUGGGAUAUAUCCUCAAGUCACACCUUUGCAACAAGUUGCUCUUGCCCUUAGACAGUCAUCCCCUAUCCCUUCUACAGUUGCUUCCACAACAUCAGCGCCAAGCACUGAACCAAAGUUGAAUGUUAACUCCACUUCUGGUUCUGAGAAGGAGAAACGACCUCCACAGUCACAGAGGCGGAAGUUUCAGGAGUUACCAGUUGGUCCUGCAAAAGUCCAUCAGUGCUUGCUAUUCCAGGAACUGGAAAUGUCAAAGCCAAAUGAACUGUUGGCAGAUUUGGGUGUGAGAAAUGUAUCAACUAUGCCAGCUCCAAAGAAAUUGGUCCAGCCAGCAUCAAAUGGAAUGCCACCACCCCUACCUAGAACAAUGCCGCCACCUCCACCAAAAUUCACCUCAUCAGCACACGUUCUGACCAAAACAAAAUCUGAUGAUGUCCCUGAUACUUUGGUCAAGCUGAUGGAAUAUGGUGAGGAUGAUGAUGACUCUGAGGAAACUAACGAAGAAUUACCCACUAGCAAUUCUGGUGCAGUGACAGCUCGAAAGCCUUUCUGGGCGUUAUGAGUUUUCAGUUAGCAUUAGCUGGUCAAUUGUUCGCGACAAACUAAUGGCUCCUGAUCAGAAUUUCUCUAAAUACAUGCAAAUGAAUGGAUUCAUCCAGCUCCAUGUGGUGGGAUAUUGGUGUCAUGAGAAAGCUAAAGGCAGUGCAGUGGAUUUUUGCUGUUCUAUGAUUCCGGAAAUUCAAGAUCUGUUGCUCUUGGCUGUCAUUGGGCUCUUUCCUAGAGAAUGAAGGGGAGAGCUAUGUUGUAUCAAGUACAGAUGUAGAUUCGUAGUAGUUUUUCUGUGUUUUGGUUUAAGGGUUAGUUUCAUUAGAUUGUCAGCUUGCGGGUAUAUUCACUGCCAAAGGUUAUAUAGGAAUCAGUAAGAUCGAAGUUGUGUAUUAUGUAUCCGCAAGGCGUUCGUGAUGAAUUUUCUUUGCUUUUGUAUUUCCCGUUAACUUAAUCCAUUUUCUGUGAAAUUCUAUCCAGUUGAAGGCUUGAAGCUGUUUUUAGGGGAAAUGCUAGCAAUCUUCUUUCUAA
Prunus dulcis (almond) is the source of this 2446-nucleotide messenger RNA. Its product is annotated as protein RIK. The transcript is spliced from 13 exons. Gene Ontology annotation, cellular component: nucleus. NCBI's taxonomy places the organism in Eukaryota, Viridiplantae, Streptophyta, Magnoliopsida, Rosales, Rosaceae. The coding region runs from base 132 to 1931 and encodes 599 amino acids. The record is from RefSeq and is a predicted model, not a curated record. Gene Ontology annotation, molecular function: RNA binding.